UUACAAGCAUGCUGUAAAUCGAAAGGUAUUUCGUCGAUAUUUCAAAUAUUUGUAAAAAAUUCAAUCAUAGCAAAGUAUAAUACGUAGCAAAGAACAUACGAUAUUGUAAAUUCUGAAUACUGUUUUAAAUUAGGUAUUCAUUCAAAAUUGAAAAUUAAAGUUAUAAGCAUCGUGAAAGGUGAAAGGAAUAUCAAAUUAAAAUAGCAAAAUUCGAACAUACAGAACUCAAAAUUAUACAUUGAGUAGAUAUCACUAGUGAUAUUAUAAACAGUAAAGAAAGCCAAGAAGCUAGACAGCACCAGCACCUCAAGCAUUAAGUGAACCGAAAAGCCUUAUAGAGGAUCUGAUACAAUGGCUGGUACACUGGGACCUCUCACGCAGGAGCUAACCACACUGGCGAAUGGCACACAGAAGAAUAAAACAGACAGUAGUGGUGAGAUGACACCCUUGCAACAAGCAAACAGCAUCAUUCUCGCUGUUCUGCUGAUCAUUAUUAUGAUUUCUAUGGGAUGCACGACAACGGUGUCAGACCUAAAACGCCACUUGAAACGACCCUGGGGGCCAGUUAUAGGCAUCAUUCUCCAAUUUGGAUUCAUACCAUUGACAGCAUAUGCACUGGCAAAUGCCUUACAGCUUUCCGGUCCCCUGGCCAUUGGACUGAUUAUGAUCUCUACGUGUCCGGGUGGUACAGUGUCCAAUAUAUACUCCUUUUGGGCUCUUGGAGAUGUGGCACUCAGUAUUACAAUGACUACAUGCUCAACUGUAAUAGCCAUGGGAAUGAUGCCACUUAAUUUAUGGAUAUACAGUCGCACAUGGACCGAUCGGCAAGCUCAGAUACCAUAUUUGGACGUGGUUGUCUCGUUACUUCUCAUCCUGGUACCUGUUGGAAUUGGCAUGAUCAUCAAAUGGAAGAAUGAUAAAGUGGCAUUCAUUAUAACAAAGGUCGGUAGCUAUGCAGGCAUGAUCGUUAUAGUUGCUGUAGCAAUUCUAUUAGGAAUUGCUUCCCCAGGUCUUUUCACAUCAUCCUGGACAGUCUGGUUUGCUGGAAUCCUUAUGCCGAUCAUUGGGACAUCAUACGGUUUCAUAGCAAGCUCAAUAUGCUGUAGACCAUGGCCACAACGCCGUACAAUCGCAACCGAAAGUGGACUACAGAAUAUGGCUCUGUGCUUAGCUAUCGUGCAGAAUACGUUCCCGCCAAAUCAAUCAAAUGAGGUCAGUCUUAUACCGCUACUAGUUGGUGCAUUUAUGAACAUUGAAGGUCUCGCAUGGAUUAUUGUUUACCGUAUAGUACUACGGGUAAAGAAUAAAGGAAAAGUACCAGAUGCAGACAAUGAAUACAACUUUGACCACAAAGACAUUAAAUCAGAAGCGAUUAUAAUAGACAGUAAUAAACAACCAAACGGACUACAAAAUGGCCAUGUUAAUCAUGGUAUACAACUUGACACAGAAAAAAAGAUUCCAACUUAGCAGCUUAACUUAAUAUCAAUUAGCACUUAAACUUGUAAGGUAAUGACUCUGCGUUCAAUAUGUCUUAAAUAAAU
This is a messenger RNA of Owenia fusiformis, 1541 nucleotides long. NCBI's taxonomy places the organism in Eukaryota, Metazoa, Annelida, Polychaeta, Sabellida, Oweniidae. The record is from the annotation of a GenBank genome assembly.